AUGAAGUGUUUUGGUUUAAAAAGUCCAGAUGAUUUGCCUACAAAGAAUUUACCCCCUCCAGAAACGGCCAAUGCAAAAGUCAAAAUGGAAUGGAUGUACGAAUGUGCUACUGCAAUCUUACACAACUAUGUCAUGGCAGACAUUGCUAAAACACACCCAAGAUUUGAAGGUGCUAUUAAUAUGACAUUAUCUUACUUAUUAUAUUAUUUACUAAUUAUUGCAAAACAGAGAAUAAUUUUUAAAAAUAUAUUUUUUAUCUAUAAUUAUUGAAUUGAUAAAUACAUAAUGUAAGUAGCUAAUAGCAGCUACCAUUAUAGUUUACAGCAAUAUUUUUAUAUGCCGUAAAAAUUAUAGCCAAUAAUUUAUAUUUUGGUUACUUCUUUUUAGAGGCUUCUUGACAGCAAGCAAGACAGGCAACACAGAGUAGAGAACAAAUGAAGAAAAGAGCAUGAAAUCCUAGAAACCAGGAUAUAGAAACCACAAGUCAUAGUAAUUAAUAACUAAGAUAUUGAUAAGACAUAUUAUAUAAACUUAUAAUCACUAAGAAUAUUUAUGGACAUCUAGUCAGGUAUACAGCAAAUUAUAUUAAAAUUGUCGUCAGAGCUCCAAACUGCAAAAUCUCAACCCGUCAGUCAGAAUGACAGUAGUCGUGACCUAUGUAUACAUGGUUAUGUUAAUAGUAUAUACUUGACACAUUUUAUCAAACAGACUCCAUAAAUUAGAACAAACUUUUUAAUUAAAACGACAUUUUUAAAAGUAUACAGACUAUGACUGUUAGAACAUAAUGUAAAAGAAUGUCAACACUUAAUAUAUAAUUUCUGAAUAAAUUAUCACUUUAGAUGUUUAAACCAACAUUAAAACUGCUUUUCUACCAUGGUUGUCUCCUUCCAAUACCGGUACAGGUAAUGCUAAGGAGACAACAGAACCAUCCACAUCUACUGGUGAAAGCACAAAUACGGACUAUGUAUAUAACUAUGCUUGCUCCUUGUUAUUCCUUGACAUGCUUGUAAAAUAUUAUGAGGAUGCUAUAAAGGAAGGUAAUGCAAACAUGGAAGAAAAGUUUUGGAAAAUAGCCAUGCUAAUUUUUAAGGUUAAGAUCAACAACCAAACAAACAGAGUAAAGUACGCGUUUGAAUCGUUUAAAUAUCUUGCCCUAAUAUAAGCAGGUUUACCUCAUCAACUGUCCAUGAAGCAUAAGUGGGGAAGAUUUGUGAAUCAAAAGGGUGUUGCAAACAGUAUGGAAUGUGACAGAAGCUUGGAAAGUGAGGUGCGCAGCAAUAAGGACAAACAGGACGGGAUGGGCAAAAAUCUGACCCCAAAAAUGUACACAGCGUAUUGCACGUUCAUCAAAAAACGUUAGUUUGAUGCUCGAAACCUUUGAUACUAAUUGCCAGGUUAUGCCUCAAGUAAUAAGCCAUUCUAAAGUAAGCAGAGAUCUGGAUUUACAAGUGAUGGUCAGUGACCUCCUUCGUCAGGACGUUUUUGAGUUUGUUUCCGGAAGGAAGCAUCCUGCUUUCUCAUUUCAUAAUCGAUUACCAGUCCACAACUUCCAGCCCACUGCACUUUUGAAGUGGAUGAAAACACUAAAAGGAAAAUUUGCUAGAGGAAACUUAUUAUUUCUUAUGGAUGGAAGUGUAGAGGAUGGAAGUGUAGAGGAUGGAAAUGAAGAGGAUGGACAAGAAAAAUGA
This is a messenger RNA of Paramuricea clavata, 1688 nucleotides long. The record is from the annotation of a GenBank genome assembly. NCBI's taxonomy places the organism in Eukaryota, Metazoa, Cnidaria, Anthozoa, Malacalcyonacea, Plexauridae.